Cimex lectularius (bed bug) is the source of this 2994-nucleotide messenger RNA. RefSeq names its product transmembrane protein 245-like. NCBI's taxonomy places the organism in Eukaryota, Metazoa, Arthropoda, Insecta, Hemiptera, Cimicidae. The coding region runs from base 99 to 2411 and encodes 770 amino acids. The transcript has 14 exons. The record is from RefSeq and is a predicted model, not a curated record.
CAAUGCUUGUCAGUAGUCAAUCACUGAUGCAUUGUUGCUAUUCCAAAUGAAAAAUUUCAGAUAGUCGUUUGACCAGUUUCCAUAAUUCCGAUCUCGAGAUGGAACCACGGAAGAAAAAGAGCGUAUUUUCCAUGGGGGAAAUUUUUAACACGUUUUCCAACGAUGGUGAAUCGAACGAUAAAGCUUUUAAACUGGCUAUGUUCAACGCCUUGGCCAUGAUCGUCGUCCUUAUUUCUGUAAUCACUCUCUCCGGUGUUUAUUUUAUACUUCAGCCUUUUAUCAAGCCGUUGGCGUGGGCUCUGCUUUGCGGCUCUGCCCUGCACCCGUUCAAAGAGAUCAUUGCGAACAAAUGUCGUAGAGAGAUUGACAAUCUCGAGUCGUCAUCGAGACCUGUUUAUGUAAAUCUGCUCCUUAUACCAUUUGAUUUGACAUCCAGGUGGUCUGACUCUAUAGGAGAUUUUCUUGUCGACCGAAUGAAAAUCAUUAUAACGUUUUUACUUGUUCUGUCCACCAUGUCUGGAUUUUACUUCUACACUCCGAAUUUCAUUUGGAAUUUGUGCUACUUUUCUAUGGUUGUCAAUAAGAUGCUUAUCAACACAAUUCUUGACACAUUCAGAAGCACGUUGAUUUCUGGCACAGUCGUCUUAAGUUUUUUCUGUGCUCUUAUUUUUCUCUGGAAGCCAAACUACAACAGAUUUUUUACCCUCUCGUCAAUCUUUGUGUGGGUUGUAAUAACUUCGUGGCUUUCAAAUUGCAUUUUCUACUUACGAAUUCCUAUAUUUGUAUUACUACAAUUUGCAAUUUGUGGUAUAUACUUGUAUUCUUUAAUGUCUACGUCACCGACAUCCAUUGAUCUUUCGCAAACGGAACAAAAAGAGAACCCCCCAGAAUCGGAAACCUUUUUGAAAGAAGAAAAAGAAGAAGGGCAAACGAGUUUUCUAUACAUCCGUUGGCUCAUGAUGAUCUGUGCAGGAGUACUGACAUUCAGCCUGUCUACAGUACCUUACAUAUUAGUAUUUUUGCUAUUAAUAUAUGGAAUUAAAAAAACAUGUUUCUAUUUUGGCAUAACUGAUACAUUUAAUAGUUAUGUUUCGUCAUUAGUGGAAAGUGUAGGAUCGUGGUAUGACAGCAGGAAAGAUAUCCUUUUGCCACCUCCUCUUCAAGCAUCCUUAACAUUAUUAACAGCUAAAAAAAUGAGAUUGUUGGAUAUCUUGAAGAACUGUUGUGAUUCUGUAGCUGCGGUUGCUGUCAUUUUAGGUCUUUUGCUUUUUGGCCUGUUUUUUUCAAUAUUUUUUACUGUCCAGGCUUAUCGAGAAGGAGUGUACCUAGUUCAAGCAGGAGGUAGAAUUAUAAAUUCAACAAUUGUAAACAAUCCUGAACUGAUCCAGAUUUUGCCAAAAGACUGGCAGACUACAAAAAACACAGCACUUGAGAACGUUUAUAUUUAUACAAGAGAUGGAAUCGCUCAAUUUAUAAGAAAUCUCUUGAAAGGCAAGGGGAUUGACGAGUUUAAAAUUUCCGAAUUGGAAAAGGGAGCACUGGAUUUGUGGGACAUAGCUUAUGAAUCUUGGGUUAAACCAAUGGAGACAAAUGUCGGCAGAUCGACUACUGCAGAUACAGUUUUUAAUUCAUACACCAAUUUCAUUGAAAGGCUUAAAAAAACUCCUGAAGUUGUAAGUUGGGAUUCGUUGAGAGAAUUCGUACAAGAGAAUAUGUCAAUGUUAAAUGCAGGCUUUGAUUCACUUUGGGUUAUUCUCAAAGGAAAUUUGUCACUUCUUAUUGGAAUACUUACAACGGUGUUUUCACUUGUUUUCGGCGGUGGGAUGUCAGUCAUCAAUUUCACAUUUCACACGGUUGUUUUCUUGACAGCCCUAUUUUAUCUUUUGAGUACAAGUCGUGAAAUGUACAAGCCUGUUGAAAUGAUGACUCAAAUGAGCCCUAAAUAUGGAAAAAAACUGGCUUUAGCUGUACAACAGUCUUGUAGAGAGGUUUUGGCUGCAUCCAUAAAACUUUCAAUGUUUUAUGGCCUUUGGACUUGGUUGAUACACACUUUCUUCAUGAGCAACCUGGUCUACAUGCCUGCUGCAUUCGCUGCCAUAUUGGGUGUUGUGCCUGUGCUUGGAACGUAUUGGGCCUGCGUACCCGCUAUUCUUGAUUUAUGGCUCCUUCAAGACAGUAAGAUAAGGGCUUUGGGCUUGUUCUUAGCCCAAAUAUUUCCUACAGCUAUUGUUGAAACGACAGUUUACAAUGAGAUUAAAGGAGGAGGACAUCCUUAUUUGACUGGUUUGAGCAUCGCUGGGGGCAUGUUUUGGCUUGGGAUGGAAGGAGCAAUCGCUGGUCCUUUGGUGUUAUGCUUUGUUUUUACUAUUGUCAACAUGGUUUCAAGUUUUAAUUCAGACGACUCUUCAUAAAAUGUGAUAAACCACUUUUGCCUUUGAUGCUUGUGAGUGUAUCUUCUAAGACUGUAGAUGUGCAUUACGUUUUAUUUUUCCAUCGCAUAACAUAACAUUAAUGCAACAAGUAUGCAUUUUUUCACUUAUAUUUCAAACAAUUUUCUUAUGUACUUACAACUAAUCUUACAAGAACAAAUAAUUUUCACUGCAGACAGAUUCAAGCUAAGUAGAAGAUGGGCGAGAAUUCGUAGACUAAUGCUUACAAUUUACUAUAUUUUGUAUUAAUAACAAUUUAAAAGCACAAUGCAGAAUGACCUGUCCCAAAACAAAUGGCUUUGUUUCAUUUUGGAGUCACACCAUGAUAAACUAUCAUUUCUUGCUGAAUUCUCCAAUUUUCUAGGGUUGAUGUCAACUUGAAGGUCAAAUUAGCAAAACCUUGCCGUUUAAAUCUUUGUUGAUCAAUUAAUGAUUUGUAAAAUUUGUCCUUAAAGAUUCUGAGGGCAUAAUUUGCAUUCUAGAUUCUUACUACUAGAAAUAAAAUAUGUAAAAAGUAAAUUUUAGAUCCAGUUAAAUGAAUUUAAGAUUACUUAAUACUAAUUAU